Molecule: messenger RNA, 2535 nt
Organism: Peronospora belbahrii
Lineage: Eukaryota; Oomycota; Peronosporomycetes; Peronosporales; Peronosporaceae
Source: the annotation of a GenBank genome assembly
AUGAAGAUUAAAAAACGUAGUGAUGAUGGUAAAAAAAGUCUAUUAGAAGCGAUUUUCUCCAAGAAAAAGCACGUGCCUGGACCGCCGCCAUCGUGUUCUCCGCCUUUGACUCGAGUUAUACCGACCCCGAAUCCAGCAGCUGUAGCACGUGGUGUCAAGAUUUUAUGCUCGAUCUUUCCUAAAUGGGAACCUGAGACGUUACAGGUUGUAUUAGAAGCGAAUGGGUUUAUUAUGGAGGAUACAAUCGCUGCCGUUUUGAAUAUGGAAGAAGCAGAAGAAUUGACGACGACAACAACGACGAGGAUAAUAAGUGAGAAAUCAAUGGGGAAGAAAAGUCAUUGGCCUGUGAAAAACCCGUUACCAGAUGAUUUUUUAAGGUUGCCAGAUAAUGAUGAAGUGAAAGAAGUACCAUCCGAGGAAGGAAUUGCUGAAGAAGAAGAAGAGGAGGAGGAGGAAGAGGGUGAAGAAGAGGAAGAAGAAGAAGAAGAGGAAGAGAAGAGACAAGUGGUGGAAAUGUCGAAUGCGAGCGAGGAGAAUCGAUCGGACAGGUCGAACAGUACAUUAGCAGAGGAUGAUGGCACACUGUACGGCAAAGAGUUUAAUGACAGCAAUGCAGCGACGGACGAGGUUGUCAUUCCAGUACUUGAUGAUGCAGCUAUGCGUGCAAAUCACAAGAUUGUAACAGACUCGAUGAACCGAAAAUUUCUUCCAGUCGAGCUGCGCAAAGAACGUUCGAGCAUUUUUGACAUUGCGCACAUUGACGUGAUCAAGAAGAGCAAACUGAACUUGUCAGAGGCAGAAGAGCGUAUUCGCCAUCGUGAACCGCAUCUUGUGUUUGAGCUUUUGUCCAAGGCGAGCAAAAUAUAUCGUAGCGGUGUCAUAUCAAGUCAGGAACUCGACUAUCUGCGCUCCAUGAUUUUGUCCAGGAUCCAGCCCACCAAGAUGUUAAUGGAUAUGACGAUGAAUAUGAAUGGCAUGAUCUCAGACCACGAGUGGCACCUGCUCAUUUUGAAAGCAAAAGGAAUCCGCCAUGCACUAUCCAUUCGAAUCUUCCGCGAAGAAAGCAAGCCUGCCCGAAAUAGUGGUCACAUGGAGUAUAUUGUUCGUGUUGUAGAUGUAGAAAGUGGUGUUGUGUGGUUUACGCGUAAGCGUUUCCGCGAACUCUACAAACUUCACCGCAAAUUGAGUCGUUUAUCUGGACGGGUCAAUGCAUGCGUAUUUCCAGCUCGUCGUGGCCACGGCCGCAACUCGCCAAAUCAGCUUGCAUACGAUCGUGCACCGGUACUGGAGAAUUUUUUGCGUACUACAGCAGCACUUGUGGCACCAACACCACUCACCUUUUUACACGGCGUAGCUCUCAAGCAACUGCAGCAGUUUUUGGAAGUACCGCAUGUGGGUAUCCUUGAGCGCAAUCGGACCCAGCCUAUCUCUCGUGAGCUUCGUGUGUUUGUGUAUCACACCGUGAACGAUCUGGCGUCUCCUGAAGGAAAAGCUUGCCAAAAGUUUCUUGCAAAAAUGAAGCACGAUCGAGUCAAAUUCGGGAAGAAUGUUUUGGACGAGAUUGGCGAUAUUUUGGACGGUAUACAGGAGUAUAUGCUUGAGCAUCGGUUUAAGGAGAUGGAACUUAUUGUUCAGCGUUUGAUGAAACAAAUCCUUGCAAGUAGCAGUGGCAGUCCAGGGCUCGGGCGGCACAGCUCUUUUGUAAGUUUGAUGACAACGGAUGCUGUAAGUAAUCAAGACAAACUGCAGCAGCUUUUGUCGGAUGCCAUUCGACAUGAGCUGGAGGAUCGCAUAUGCGUGCCACUCAUGUAUGACUUGACACAGUACCUUCGCCGGCAUGUGCGGCACGAAGAGCAACAAUUUCGCCAGCGCGUGUACCAGCUAAGAGGCAAGCCACAGAGUUACUUUGGUAUCCCAGUGGAUAAAAUUUCGUUGAGCAGUUGGCGGUCUGUGGUAGAUAUUAUUAAGGAGGUGGACAGAGCUUUUCUCCCGCUGGACAAGAUGCGUAAAUUGGUCGCCACAGCACACCAGAUUCACGUGCUGUACAAAACCGAACGUGCAAUGUAUUGGAAAGGUGCUUCACAUCAUCGUCGUCGAAACUCGACACCAAUGGAAUUCUCGCAGCCUCGGUCAUGGCCUUUGCCAGUGAACCGGGUGCUGUCGCCGACAAGCAGCAAUUUUAACAGAUCUUCUCGGGGCUUGGCUGUUGGUGUUGAAGGUGUAUCCCCCGCUGCGACAAGUUCAAGUGAAGAAGAGCAGCAAAUUGCAGCAGAUGAUGAUAGAGCGAGUGAGGCAUCUACCAAGAUGCAGGAGGAAGACGUACUGAGUGGAGACGACUUUCUGCCGAUUUUUAUUUAUGUGAUCGUCCAUAGUGAUCUGAAAGCCCCGAUCCUGACACAAGUGCUGUUAAACCGUCUAUGCGAUCCCGAAAAGCGACGGAAUGAAUCCGGUUACUACCUUGCAACAUUUGAAGCAGCAUUGCACCAUAUUUUGUCACUUGAGUUGCCUGGUGCUAAGACCGAGGAUGGACUGUAG